Molecule: messenger RNA, 378 nt
Organism: Heterostelium album PN500
Lineage: Eukaryota; Evosea; Eumycetozoa; Acytosteliales; Acytosteliaceae
Exons: 5
Coding region: 1-378 (125 amino acids)
Source: RefSeq, a predicted model, not a curated record
AUGAAAAUUUUAAAAAUACAGUUUUGGGGAUCAUUCCUCUUACUUAUCCAGACAUCAAACAAGUCCUCUGAUGUUCAUGGUUUUUUAGGUAGCAGUAAAUUAUCAAAUAUAAGCGCAACAACCUUUAAAACUGCAACACAAUCGACAUCAACUUUAAAAUCAUAUAUAUCAGUAAAUAACUUUGUUUUAAAUAGCUCAAGCGCAAAUACUACAACUACUUCACCAGUUUCAUCUACCAAACAAUCCAAUCAAAUCAGCACCAAUUUAAAUAAUAACAAUAAUAGCAAUGGAAUCAUUCGUAAUAUAAGAGGUUCUAGUUUUGGUUUAAUAGAGAUGCUUACUGUAUUUUUAGAUAAUGAAAAUAGAAUUACUUGUUAA